AAGAUGGCGGCUGUCAGUUAACUUGGCAAGCCGCGCUGUUUUUGUUUUGCUUCUCGGCUACGAAUAUCUGGCAGAGCCCGUGACAUCUGUGUGUUCGAGAUGAGGGCCGUUUCAUUUUUAGAUAAAGUAGAGUACGAAUUUGUUGGCAACUUUAUGCAGCACGCAAUAUGUCUCGGAGAUGUUGACAAUGACAAGAACGUUGAACUGGUGGCCGGCAACCUUCAGGGGGAACUCGCUGUCUUCAAGUUCCAGCAACCUAGACCAUGGGCUCUGGCAUCGAACUUGGGGGCGGUGGCUGCUGUGAUCGUUGGCGACAUCCUGAAUGACUCUCAGAACAAGGUUCUUAGCAUCAGCGGUGAUGGCUGGUGCCACAUGUUUGCUCUGCAGGCAGACACAAAUGAGGAUGAUCGGAAGCAGCUCCAGCCUUUCCACAGCCAGCGGUUGCCUGCAAACACAAAGAUGGCCCUGCUGGCUGAUAUCAACAAGGAUGGGAAGAUGGAGCUAAUCCUUGGCCUGACUGAUCGUGUUGUAAGGACGUACCAGUGGAGUUCACUAAGUGAGAGUGGAACGGAAAGCCAGGGCAAGCUGGUGGGCCUGCACAAGUGGGAGUUUGCAAACCAGGUGGGCAACAUCUCGCUCAACAACACACCUGAAGGGGGCCUGGCCAUCCUGGUCGCGCAGCCUGGUGGCACCUACAUCAAGCUUGACUUUGGCACGUCUAAGGCUAGUCCCGCCCAUGACAGCAGCCCUGGGGAAACUGCUGCAAGCAAUGGAGUGGCAACUGAAGACAGUGCCCUGCUGAUGUCAGUGAGUCCGCAGCACCACAAGCUGGGCCUGUCCCACAUGCGUAAUCCCAACGUGUCGUCGGUUAUUGUGGGCAGCAUCCUGGGCACCACCCGGGCUGGGGAGCCGGUCAGCUCCCUCAUGGCCCUGGCCACGUUGGACGGCACGCUGAUGCUGGUCGAUGACGGAGACAACAUCCUGUGGUCCCUGCAGGUGGAUCACCAGCUGUUCGCCCUCACCAAGAUGGAUGUAGUGGGGGAUGGCCGUGAAGAGGUAAUAGCAUGUGCAUGGGAUGGCCAGACAUACAUUGUCAACGAAGAACGGCAGUCGGUGCGCUUCCAGUUUGACGAGGCAGUAUGCACGUUCACGGCAGGUAAUAUGUCACUAAGUUCCGGUGAGACGCAGCCCUGCCUCGUAUAUGCGACGUUCAACAAUCGCAUCGUCGUCUACUACAACAUCACCUUCACAAACAUGGCCACGCAGUCGCUGCUCGAUGAUGCUCAGCUCGUGGCCGCGGUUAACGCACUCGUUCCAGAUGUGGACCCACGUAAAUUUCUCCAGUGGUGUCUGUAUGGAUCUCGGCCACUGCUAGGGGAUCAAGCUUCAUCCAGGGCUUCAGAGCAUCCCGUGGAAGGCACCGACUCAGAUGGAGGAACCGAAGAGGCGGAAUGAGCCGACAGGUCCGACAGCGUCCCAAGACACACCGGUUACGGCACUGUGAGCUCUGUGUGUUUUGUUUGAACAUUAAUAAGCGUCUCGGCCACCUUGAACUAGCAUUGCGCCUUAGGGGAGCAUCGUUAAAGGCUUCUUUGGAAAUUUUAGUCAUGCACUGCUAAUUGUAAAGGACUGUGCAGAUGCUGUGCUGCACCGUGUGAAGUACCGUAAAAACCGGACUAUAGGUCGGACCGCAAUAUAGGACGACCCCCCAAACUUCGAAUCGUAAAAAAAGAAAUUAAAAAAAAAAUCGCAAAGUAUCGCGGCACGCCCUCACCUUGAUAAAAACGCAACGCAACUAGCUGCACUGUGGUGACAUUUAUUUUUAUUUACACACUGUUCAAUGCUAGGUGGUCACGAAGUUACUCGGACUCAUCCGAACUCGAGUCGGAUGAUGUUUGUUUUUCACUAGCGACGUCCCAUAGUGCAUCGUCCUCUGAGCCAUCUAACGCGUUGCUGAUGCAACAUUUGCGGAAGGAUUUGCGAACCAUCUCUUCCGGGAGGGAUUUCCAGGCUGAGGACACCCAGCCACAAACGGUUGCGAGCGGUGGACGCCGUAGGCGGCCAGCGGGGGUCUUGGGAUUGCCUCCCAGCAUCCACUCACUGUAGAGCUCGCGCACGCGAUCUUUAAACGGCUUGUUUAGCACAACAUCCAGUGGUUGGAGUAUAGAGGUCAGUCCCCCGGGGAUGACAACAAGAUCAGUCUUGCCAUCGGACAGCGAU
Rhipicephalus sanguineus (brown dog tick) is the source of this 2220-nucleotide messenger RNA. Its product is annotated as KICSTOR complex protein ITFG2. The transcript has 14 exons. Gene Ontology annotation, cellular component: KICSTOR complex. The coding region runs from base 100 to 1455 and encodes 451 amino acids. Lineage: Eukaryota; Metazoa; Arthropoda; Arachnida; Ixodida; Ixodidae. Gene Ontology annotation, biological process: regulation of TOR signaling. The record is from RefSeq and is a predicted model, not a curated record.